Rotaria sordida is the source of this 516-nucleotide messenger RNA. The record is from the annotation of a GenBank genome assembly. Lineage: Eukaryota; Metazoa; Rotifera; Eurotatoria; Philodinida; Philodinidae.
AUGACAAACAGCUGUUUUCGAUAUAUGAAUAAAGAAAAUUUUCGCUUCUACAUUAAAGUGCGUACUGCACUUAAUGUUCAAGCGAAAGAUAUUCACGAAGAACUAUGUUUUGCUUGUGGUGAUGAAACGCCUUCUCUUAAGACCAUUGAAGAAUGGUCGAAAUGGUUUCGUGAAAAUCGAGAAGAAGCUGAAGACGAAGUACGAUCUGAUAGUCUUGUUAUUGAAACAACAUCUGAAAAUAUUGAACAACAAGUAAAAGAACAACAGAAACGAAAUGAAAAAGUACGAGAUAUGCCUCGAUUAGUUCGUGAUUUUCUUGAUCCAGCUGAAUUUUAUCAACAAAUAAAAACAAUCUGUGGUAUUAACUUUUUUUGUGGUGUACCAGAUUCUUUACUCAAAGAUUUUUGUGCUUACGUAACAAAAAAUGUUCCGUCUAGCCAUCAUAUUAUUACUGCCAAUGAAGGAUCUGCUGUUGGUCUUGCUUGUGGUUCAUAUAUGGCAACAGGACAACCUUCA